GGCGGCGGCGGCGCGGCCCGCUGGGUCCGGCUGAACGUAGGCGGCACCUACUUCGUGACCACCAGGCAGACCCUAGGCCGGGAACCCAAGUCUUUUCUCUGCCGCCUUUGCUGCCAAGAGGACCCGGAGCUGGACUCGGACAAGGAUGAGACUGGAGCCUAUUUGAUUGACAGAGACCCCACCUACUUUGGGCCUAUCCUAAACUACCUCCGUCAUGGCAAACUCAUCAUUACUAAGGAGUUGGCAGAAGAAGGCGUGCUGGAAGAAGCAGAGUUUUACAACAUCGCGUCUCUCGUUCGGCUGGUGAAGGAAAGGAUACGAGACAAUGAGAACAGAACUUCACAAGGCCCCGUGAAGCAUGUGUAUAGAGUCCUGCAGUGUCAAGAGGAAGAGCUCACGCAGAUGGUCUCUACCAUGUCUGAUGGCUGGAAAUUUGAACAGCUAAUCAGCAUUGGCUCCUCCUAUAACUAUGGAAACGAGGACCAGGCUGAAUUCCUCUGUGUCGUCUCCAGAGAAUUAAAUAAUUCUACCAAUGGCAUUGUCAUAGAGCCGAGUGAAAAGGCAAAGAUUCUUCAGGAGAGAGGAUCUCGAAUGUAAGCUGAGAGUCUGAAAUUCCAGAGAGCUGAAGUCAGGAGAGGGAUCCAGCAGAGCAGCUCCGUGAAGUCUUGCGCCUGUAUAGUAACUGAGGUACUGCAAGCAAAGCUGAGCCUGGUGCCCAGCGAGGAUGUGAUCUGGUCAAAACCAAAGCAGCCCCACCCUUCCCCUGGGAUCCGGAGGACAGAUGCAGCUCUGGCUGCAGACUCCCUUUUCAGAAGCUUUUUUUUUUGUCUUCUUAGCCAGUGUUCUGACAGAUUUUGAUGAUAGCAGCUGGACUGGGUCCCCAGAUGGAUCCUUUUGGGACUUGGGGGAAGGAAAGGAUGGCCUGGCUCCUUGGAAAUGGCCUAGAUGUCAAGGCAGCUGGAGAGGAAGGAGGACUGUCCUGAGCUGUGCCCUCCUGUUCUCACGCACGUGGGCCACAUUGGACAUUUGCAGCUGCUUCUGGCCCCUUUCCCUCCUGCUAGUCUCCCUCCAGGGAGUGCAGAGAUGCAACGGGUUCUAGCUGCCCUGUGUCAAACUGAAGUUUGGGACAGGAGAAGGACACACUGCUAUGUGCGGAGCCUCUGUGCAAGGGAGGGUGGAUGUCCUCCUGAGGUGGACAGUGGCGGGAACUGUUCUCAUCUUGGGCGCUGUGCUGCUCCCACGAGCAGUGAGCAGCUCUGCUAGGCGUCGCUGUGAGUCCUGUCUAACCCUGUCUUGUCCUCAGGAAGGGAUUUGAGGUGGGUGUGCCACAUCACGAAGAAGAGUGCCAUGUAGUUGGUGACUGCUGUUGCAGCCUUUUCUUACCCCGUUGACCUGUUUUCCUUCCCUGGCCUUUUAACUGGACCAAAGAUGAAGGACUUUGUGGACCCUCUCUUGGUUUGGGGUGGGAAAGGCUGUUUCUUUGGAAGUUGCCAAAAUGUGGAGUUGCCAUAUGUAAAAGUGGUUUUGUUUCUGUGAUUAUCUUUUGCAGAUUCCCUGAGUGAAUGCGCUGUUUGUGUUUCUCCUUGGUUUCUAACCUUAGCAAACCUGCCCCACAGCACUUUGGGUGACUGUGCACUGUACCCAGUAGUGUGUGUGUGUUGACAGGCAGUCGGGGCCUCCAUAGUCUCUGAUGUCACCCCUUACCCUUGUAACCUUUUCCUGGAAGUACCAUGUUGGUAAGGAUCAAGUGCUUGUCCAACCAGGGUGCCAUAGAGCAUUUCUCCUCUGAGCCUUUGAGUCUCUGUGAGCAGUCGUGAAAGGCAGAGGGGCUGGAGCAUCUCUCAUUUUCCCUGAACAAUUUUCAGUAGCGUGGCACAUAGUAGAGAGGCAGGGAAGAUUCCCCUCUGGGGAACACAUUGCCCAAAAGCCACCUUGGGCCAGGCACUACAGGGCACUUUUAAAGCCAAGCUCUGUUGUUGAGCUGUUCAUCGGGGCUCAAGGGCAGUGAUUUCCGGAAGGACUGGACUUUACCAAAUACCUUUUGAGCAUGUAACCUCACUGAGCCCAGAUGGCUUACCUUUUCUCUAAGACUUUCACACUUUCCCUCUUUCUGUCUGUA
Fukomys damarensis (Damara mole-rat) is the source of this 2119-nucleotide messenger RNA. RefSeq names its product potassium channel tetramerization domain containing 2 (gene Kctd2). NCBI's taxonomy places the organism in Eukaryota, Metazoa, Chordata, Mammalia, Rodentia, Bathyergidae. The record is from RefSeq and is a predicted model, not a curated record. Gene Ontology annotation, biological process: protein homooligomerization; proteasome-mediated ubiquitin-dependent protein catabolic process. Gene Ontology annotation, molecular function: cullin family protein binding. The transcript is spliced from 6 exons. The annotation marks the transcript as partial. Gene Ontology annotation, cellular component: Cul3-RING ubiquitin ligase complex; cytoplasm.